UCUCCAUUUCCUCCAGUAGGCAGAUGCCCUACGACGUUCCUUUAACAAUUCUCAAUUUCCUCCUCCCCUCUCUGCGCGAUUCCUCCUCCUUCCUCUGAGCCUUCGAUCUCGAUCGCUCCAUGGGCAACGGGCUUGGCAGCCUCGCCGUGAGCUGCUUCGUCGGUGCACACCGCCGCGGAGCCGCUACUGUGACUUGGGACCCCUGCGACGAGGGACUCGGCCACUCCUUCCGCUACGUCCGGCCGGAUGCCGCCGACGUCGAGGGAUCCGCAUCCUUCCGAUCAAUUUCCGGCGUCGCUGUGAGCGCCAACGCCUCCACCGCGCUUUCGACCGCCCUCCUGGACGCCGCCGGAUCUACCGCGGCAUCCGCCUUCGAGAGCUCCACUUCCUUCUCCUUCGUCGCCCUCCACCCCGUCCCGCGCUUCGCUUCCCCCGCAGAUAAAGGGUUCGAUUCUGGCCCACUGGAGAGGGGCUUCUUGUCAGGGCCGCUCGACCGCCGGGAAUCCCUCUUCUCUGCCCCGAUCGAGAAGCCCUCAUCCUUUUCCGGCCAUCUCUGGCGAACCCAUUCGAGGGGUCGGUCGGCGCGCUCGCUCUUCCGCCUGCUCGGCAAGGUCAUCCCUACGAGCGAAUCGAACGCCACGCCGGUGAAGGGGGUUAAAGAUUCCGCUUUGGUCGGCGCCGUUGAGUCGGAUUUCCAGAAAUCCUCCGACUGCAAUCUCCAGUGGGCGCAGGGGAAAGCAGGAGAGGAUCGCGUCCACGUGGUCGUCUCAGACGACCAUGAUUGGCUCUUCGUCGGCAUUUACGACGGCUUCAAUGGCCCCGACGCCACCGAUUACCUCCUCUCCAAUCUCUAUUCGGCUGUACAUCGAGAACUCAAGGUCCUGCUUCCGGAGGACAGAGAAGACUCACUUAGCCACGACCGCAUCAACGAUCUGCUCUCCCCUGCUCCUGCUGACCGACUCAAUCGAGGCCGUCAUAGCAGAAGCAAGACGAGAGGCGCGGGGUGGAAGUGGGAGGAGCACCGUCGGCGAUCGAGGCGCGAGUUUGAGAGAGAAAGAUCCGAGCUCGACGAGAGACUGAAACACGAAAACGGACGAUCGAGCACAGCCCACCACUCGCGAGUGCUGAAGGCUCUCUACCGAGCUCUAAGGAGCACGGAGGAGUCCUUCUUGGACAUCGCCGACAAGUUGGUGCCGGAGAAUCCCGAGCUAGCCCUCAUGGGCUCCUGCGUGCUCGUGAUGCUGAUGAAUGGGGACGACGUGUACCUGAUGAACGUGGGCGACAGCCGCGCCAUUUUAGCAAGGAAGGCUGGACAAGGCAAGGCAGGACAAGAUCUCGAAAGCAUUAACGAAGAAGCUCUAUUUGAUCAAAUGCCCAGCUUAUCAGCUUUGCAGCUUACUUCAGAUCAUACCACUUCAAUUGCAAAGGAAGUUCAAAGAAUUAAGGACGAACAUUCCGAUGAUGCGUCUGCAAUCUCCAACCAACGCGUGAAGGGCUCACUGAAGGUCACAAGAGCUUUCGGCGCCGGUUUCCUGAAACAGCCAAAAUGGAACGAUGCCCUUCUGGAGAUGUUCAGAAUCAACUACGUCGGAACGUCGCCAUACAUCACCUGCAUGCCAUUUCUGUAUCACCACAAGCUCGACCCCAAGGACAAGUUUCUGAUUCUGUCUUCUGAUGGACUUCACCAGUAUUUCACCAAUGAAGAGGCGGUUGCUCGAGUCGAGGCCUUCCUCGCAACGACACCUGAUGGCGAUCCCGCUCAACACCUUGUCGAAGAGGUUCUCUGCCGAGCUGCUAAGGAAGCCGGUAUGGACUUGCAUGAGUUGCUUGAAAUUCCACAAGGCGAUCGACGACGGUAUCAUGAUGAUAUUUCCAUCGUAGUUAUCUCCUUGGAAGGACGUAUAUGGCGAUCGUAUGUGUGAUUGUAAAUACAAAAUUGAGAGGGGAUUCUUGAUCCAUGUAUAGGAUAUGUUCUUUUGAUCUGAUUCAAUCAGAUUCAUUCUUUAUUCGAGCACUAUGACCAAUUGGUCCAUGUAUUCUGGUCACGAAUUAGACAUGGAAUUUAUCAGCUAUUACUGAAACUUAAUCUCGCAAGAAUGCUCCACU
Messenger RNA from Zingiber officinale, 2106 nucleotides. Its product is annotated as probable protein phosphatase 2C 4. Gene Ontology annotation, molecular function: protein serine/threonine phosphatase activity. The transcript is spliced from 4 exons. The record is from RefSeq and is a predicted model, not a curated record. Bases 120 to 1922 code for a protein of 600 amino acids. Lineage: Eukaryota; Viridiplantae; Streptophyta; Magnoliopsida; Zingiberales; Zingiberaceae. Gene Ontology annotation, biological process: protein dephosphorylation.